Truncatella angustata is the source of this 3921-nucleotide messenger RNA. RefSeq lists its product as uncharacterized. The record is from RefSeq and is a predicted model, not a curated record. Gene Ontology annotation, biological process: negative regulation of transcription by RNA polymerase II. NCBI's taxonomy places the organism in Eukaryota, Fungi, Ascomycota, Sordariomycetes, Amphisphaeriales, Sporocadaceae. Gene Ontology annotation, molecular function: zinc ion binding; DNA-binding transcription factor activity, RNA polymerase II-specific; RNA polymerase II transcription regulatory region sequence-specific DNA binding. The transcript has a single exon. Bases 452 to 3784 code for a protein of 1110 amino acids. Gene Ontology annotation, cellular component: nucleus.
UUCUGAUUCAUUCGAACGAUGAGUCAACAAAAUAGCCUUACGCCUGCAUGCGGCUUUGUCAACCUCGCCACACUGAAUAGAGGUAAAAUCCUAGCAAAGCCCGGUCUUCUAGAACCAGGGCAAGGAGGUUUAUCUACAAUUCUCGUUCCACUGCAUCUCGAAUGACUCUUUCGUUUCCCGAAUAGUCAGGUUGCAUUGCAUUUUGGCUUUUUCUGAUCCUUUUACGUCUUCAAGUCGCUGUAUUUCAAAAAGCGCAAUUGUGCCCUUGGGUCAAUUUCCUUCUCACCUCACACCAAACACAGCACUAAAGAGUGCAAUCGGAAACCUCUCACGAAAUUUCUGUAGUUUGGUAUUCACGCACGGGUUUUCAAUUACUGGGGGCGAUUGUGCUUGAUAUUUAGCAAUCAUUGUUGCGUCUUUGGAUCGUUCUGAGCACCAACAGAAUUUUGGCAUGGCUGCGGUGCGGUCAAGUACGACAACAGCAAUCAUUACAAUGGAGGGAAGUGAGCGCGCUCCUAGAACUAGUCGCGGUCGUGGUGGCAGACACCGAGGAGGUCGUGGUGGGCGAGGUAGAGGUGGUACACAGAACGCGAUAACAACCUCUCAAACUCACCCAUCGGAACAUGCUCCGACGGCUGCUCCUGCGUCGUUGUCAAGGGUUGAUAGCAACCAAACCCAAAAUUUGCAGUCUGGUAGAGGAUCCAGGAGAUCAAGAAACUCGAGGCGGGGAGGAACCAAUGCUGGGCAAAGGACGACAUUUGGUGGUCAGAGAACUUUUGGUGGUCAGCUUACGACAGAGCAGCAACCGGAAGAAGACGCAGAAGCAGGAGCUCCAAGUCUGAACAUAGAAGCCAAGGACUUCGUACCAGGACAGCCGACUCACAGCACGGGGAAUAAUGCCAAAGCUUCACAAGCAAAAGGCAAACUACUGCACGUGAGGAGAGGUUCCAAAUCGAAUGCUACCGACCUUCCAACUCGUAUACACGAGGACAUCACCUAUGGCCAGUAUGAAUGUGUCAUCUGCACAAAUGAAGUACUUCCAAAUUCGAGAAUCUGGUCAUGCACAACAUGCUGGUCGGUUCUCCACAUGUCUUGCGCACGAAAAUGGUACACAAACCAGAUGAAAAAGCCGGAUCAACCAGGAGCUCCGGCCCCUGCCGGGUGGCGAUGUCCUGGCUGCAACUCUUCAUUGACGGAGGAACCUUCUACAUAUCACUGCUGGUGCGGUAAGGAGAUGAACCCAAAGUCAAUACCUGGACUACCACCACAUUCCUGCGGACAAACCUGCUCGAAGCCUAGGUCAACUUGUCCUCACCCUUGCGGGUCCAUGGUCUGCCACGCAGGACCAUGCCCACCAUGUGAGAGCAUGGGGCCGUCCAUUUCGUGUUUUUGUGGCAAGCAUGUCUCUACGAAGCGUUGCGGUGAAACAGAUUAUGCCAACGGCUGGAGCUGUCAAGAAAUUUGUGGAGAUCUGCUACCCUGCGGAGAGCAUGAAUGUGCUCGUCCAUGUCAUAGUGGCCUCUGCGGUAGCUGUGAUAUACCAGUCCCUUCACUUUGCUACUGCGGCAAGGAACAUAAGAAUAUCCCGUGCGAGCAGCGCGGUGAUCGAGAAGCUUCCUACAAUCACGGGCAACUGAAAGAAAAACCCACGACAACAUCUGUUGAAGCAGAAGACCUGGGUGAGAACUGGUAUUUAGGCAGUUUCACCUGUGGCAAGAAGUGCGGGAGGGCUUUCGACUGUCAAAAGCAUAGUUGCCAGAAGGAGUGCCAUUCACAGGAGGAGCAAACCACUCAUUGCCCAUACGCUCCGGAUGUGGUAACGCAUUGUCCUUGCGGUAAAACGCCUUUGACAGAGUUGCUGGCCACACCACGACAGAGCUGUUCCGAUUCAGUUCCAAACUGCAAGAAGCGAUGUGACAAGCCCCUGACUUGUGGUCAUUCGUGCCAGAGUGGCUGCCACGAUGGACCUUGUGCCCCAUGCAUGCAACGCAUGGAGGUAAUUUGCAGGUGUGGUAGAACGACGUCCAUGACAGUCUGCCACCAAGGCUCUGUGCAGAUCCCUGAGUGUAUGCGGGUUUGCCGUGCUCAACUCAACUGCGGAAGGCAUCUGCACGACCUUCACUGCUGUCCUGGGGAGAAGAAAGCAAUCGCUAGGGUGGCUGCCAAAAGAAAGAGGAAGAAUUUGGGUACAUCAAAUGAGGAGGUUGAACCCGAACACAUUUGCAUUAGACCAUGUGAUCGACCCCUAAAGUGUGGCAUGCACGAUUGCCAACAAUUAUGCCAUUCAGGGCCUUGUGCCUCAUGUCCAGAGGCGAUUUUCGACGAGAUCAGUUGCCAUUGUGGCCGGACGGUACUCCAGCCUCCUCAGCCAUGCGGCACUCGACCGCCAGAGUGCCGGUUCGAUUGCAUUCGAGAUAGGUCUUGUGGUCAUCCUCGGGUCUCGCACAAUUGCCAUCCUGACGACAAGCCAUGUCCACCAUGUCCCUUCCUGGUUGAGAAGCGAUGUAUUUGUGGCAAGCAAACUCUAAAGAACCAACCUUGUUGGUUUGAGGAGCCCAGAUGUGGAACAAUUUGCGGCAAGAAGCUCAAAUGCGGUACUCAUACGUGCACAAAGCCUUGUCACAAAUCGGGAGAGUGCGAAGAUGCAGGUAUCCGCGGAUCGCACUGCACUCAGGCAUGCCUCAAAGUACGCAAAUCAUGUGACCACGUCGAUACAGACCAAUGCCAUGCGCCUUACGCUUGCAACGAAGACAAGCCAUGCCAGGCGAAGACUUUUAUCACUUGCGAUUGUCAACACCAGAAGAAGGAGGUAAAGUGCCUUGCUUCAAAGUCCAACCCGUGGCCUGAACGGCCCCCCCUGAAAUGCGACGAUGAAUGUCUUCGAUUGCAAAGGAAUGCAAGACUUGCAGCAGCCCUAAACAUCGAUCCUGCAACUCACACAGACAAUCAUGUGCCCUACUCGGACACGACGUUGAAAUUCUUCAGAGACAAUGCAAAGUGGGCGCAGACUUUUGAGCGCGAGUUCCGUGUGUUCGCGUCAGAGUCAACCGAGAAGCGGUUACGCUUCAAACCGAUGAAGCCGCAGCAGCGGGCCUUCUUACACUCCCUGGCCGAGGACUUUGGCCUAGAUAGCGAGUCGCAGGAUCCCGAGCCGCAUCGUCACGUAUCUAUCUUCAAGACACCUCGCUUCGUUUCGGCGCCUGCAAAGACCCUCUCGCAGUGCGUCAAGAUCCGAGCAGCAGAGUCCUCACAAGCAGCCCAGACCACCAACAUCGUCGUGCCGACCGAACCUUACAACGCCCUGCUGCUAUCAUCUCCACAGUUCGGGUUGACUAUCGAAGAGCUCGAGUCCGUUCUCAAGCCCGACUUCGCCACGCAGCCGAGCAUAUCCUUCGCGGUCAGCUUCCUCCCCUCCGACGAGAUCGUCCUCAAGGGCUCAGGCGCAUGGACUCCACAGGCGCUCGAGACCUCAGUCACGGCCCUGAAGCCUAUAGUCACGCAGACCGUAAUGCGGCUCGGCUUUGCAAAGACCGUGUGGCUCUGCCACGUCGACUCCUCGCUCAACGUGCUGCGGAGAGAGGCAGACGGCAGCAAGAGCACCGGCGGAUGGAACACGGUCGCCGGCAGAUCGGCCGCGAGACCGAUGAACGCUGCUCCGCCGGCACCACCGCCGGUCAGGAGCAAGUUCGUGGCAUUGCUAAAACCAAGCCGGAAGAACAAGGUGGAGGAACAGCCGGUGGAGGAGGACUGGGAGGCAGCGGCCGAGAAGUUGGAUGAAGAGUAAUGGUUUCAGGGUAAACUGAUAUCAAAACCGAGGCUACGGUUUUGAAAAUGGAGAACAGAAGCACAACGACAUCAGAGAAUAGAGCUCAAGAUAUAGAUUAUCAUGGCAAAUGACAUGACCUCCAUACCAUGAACAUU